Molecule: messenger RNA, 1806 nt
Organism: Leptosia nina
Lineage: Eukaryota; Metazoa; Arthropoda; Insecta; Lepidoptera; Pieridae
Source: the annotation of a GenBank genome assembly
AUGAUUAUCUUAUUUUUGUCACUGGGCAUUUUAACUCUUGCAUAUUUAUACUCAACGCGCAACUACAGUUAUUGGAGCAAGAAAAAGAUCAGGCAUGACCCACCGGUACCGCUGUUUGGUAAUCAUUUUAGGAACAUAUUCGGAAAGAAGAGUUUCACCGAAUUAUCCACAGAGCUAUACUUCAAAUAUCCAGAGGAGAAAGUAGUCGGUUACUACAGGGCUAUGAUGCCCGGUCUAGUCAUUCGUGACCUUGAUAUUGUAAGGAAUGUUCUCAGUGUUGAUUUUUCUUGUUUCUACCCGAGAGCGAUGGGUAGAAAUGUUGAAUUGGAACCACUGUUGGGCAACUUGUUCCACGCUGAUGGUGACAGAUGGAAACUGUUGCGCCAGCGGUUGACGCCGGCAUUCACCACUGCCAAAUUAAAAGCCAUGUUCCCUCUUAUCAUAAAAUGUGCAGAGAGACUGCAAUCUGCUGGAGAAAGUAUCACUAUGAACGGUGGAGAAGUGGAUGUACGCGAGAUGAUGGCCAGAUUUACUACAGAUUUUAUCGGUGCCUGCGGUUUCGGCAUCGAAAUGAACACUAUUGACGAUGAAAAAUCAGCGUUCAGAGAACUAGGAAGGAAAAUGUUUGACUUCCCCCUGCGUCAGGCGUUCAUGUUUGGCGUUUGGGAAGUGUUUCCUGAAUUAAAAAAAAUAAUUCGAGUAAGAAGCACGGAAGUUCAAGAUGCUUUAACAGGUAUCGUUGAAUCGAUUUUCGAGCAACGAAAUUAUAAGCCUUGCGGAAGGAACGACUUUAUCGAUCUCUUACUAGAGCUAACAGAGAGAGGUAAAAUAGAAUGUGAAUCCAUAGAGAAGACUAGGCCUGAUGGAGCACCAGAAAAAGUUGAGUUCGAAUUGAGAACGAUUGACCUCAUAGCCCAAGUGUUCGUAUUCUUCGCAGCCGGCUUCGAAACCUCUUCCUCGGCCACUAGCUUUACCCUACAUCAAUUAGCAUUUAAUCCAGAUAUACAAGUUGAAAUUCAAAAUGAAAUUGAUCAGGUACUAGCUAAACACGAUAAUAAAUUGUGCUAUGAUGCAAUCUCUGAGCUUUCGCUUCUGGAUAUGGCGUUCAAGGAGUCGAUGCGAUUGUUCCCGUCCUUGGGAUUCCUGCAGCGACAGUGUGCAAAGCGAUGCACCAUACCACAAUUGGGAGUUACCAUUGAUCCCGGUGUCAAAAUAAUAAUACCGAUACAAGCAAUACAGACGGAUGAAAAAUACUUCGACAAACCACAUGAGUUUCGACCAAAGCGAUUUGCAGGAGAAGAAGGGAAGAACAUUAAUAAAUAUGCUUAUCUACCAUUUGGCGAAGGACCCAGAGCUUGUAUUGGUGCCCGUCUGGGUAAUAUGCAAUCUUUAGCUGGGUUAGCAGCUGUUCUAAGGAAAUUCACUGUUGAACCGUCAGCGAAAACCCCCACAAAACUACCCGUAAACCCUUGGAGUAACACUGUGCAAGAUCACCUUCAAACACUCGGGUUUCGCGUGGAUUUAGUGCCAGUGGAUUUUAUCAACUACUGUAUGCUAGAAAUGUGUGGUCAUGAGAUAUUCCGCUGCAACAUUAAGAAUCUCGCCUUCAAUACUUACUCAGAACGGGACCAGGUCUGUAGACGAGCAAUAAACGCAGUUGUGGAGUCGUCUGGAAAAUUCCUAAGAGCCAGAAGCCAUCGGUGGUUCUGGGCGCUCAUCGAAGACUCGAUAUUUAGAAGGAGCGAGUAUGCACCAAAGGACUUUUGGCCGUUCGCUCUCGACGAUAACUUGGAGAUCGUCAAGUAA